Messenger RNA from Pantherophis guttatus, 2014 nucleotides. It is a transcript of the gene TMEFF2, whose product is annotated as transmembrane protein with EGF like and two follistatin like domains 2. The record is from RefSeq and is a predicted model, not a curated record. NCBI's taxonomy places the organism in Eukaryota, Metazoa, Chordata, Lepidosauria, Squamata, Colubridae. Gene Ontology annotation, molecular function: protein binding.
GCCCAGCCAACAUUAGCAUCAGCAUCUCUCGCUCCAGCUGCUGCUUCUGCUGCCGCCGCCGCCACCACCACCCUGCCUCCCUCCCCCUCCUUCCCAGGGACCUGCAUCCCGCUCGUCCAAUCAGGGCCGGCUCUGCCUGCGCCACGUGACCCCGGCGGGCUGAGAGGACCUGCUGCUUUCCCAACGCCAGAGGGAUGCGGGCGGCAGAGCAGGAGAGGAGGCAGCGGCGGCGGCUUGGCUGCGAAGCGCCUUGACGCUCUUUUCUCCAGCUCAGCCCAGCCCGACCCCUUAUGGCAGCGGCUGCUCCAGCCUCCUGGCUCUCCUCCUCUUCCUCCUCCUCCUUGGCCGCCCUUGCUCCUGCCACUCCCUGGGCUGGGCUAGGCCCCCGGAUAUCUCUGGCGAAACUCUCAGGAUCUUCACCAUGCUAGGACUUGGGUGCUUCUUCUUCCUAGCUUCCUGUUGGCUGGGGCCCCCGGGAUGCUAAGUCGCCCCCGACGCCUCUUGCUGCCCGCCUGUCCGAGACCGACCUGCUUUGGGGAGCUUCCCUCUCACGGCCGCUCUAGAGUUGACUCCAGAAGUCAUGGUGUUGUGGGAAUCUUCCGCAGCUCGCCAGUGCAGCAGCUGGACACUUUGCGAUUGCUUUUGCUGGUUGCUUCUGCCGGUGACACUGCUCAUCGUCGCCCGGCCGGACAAACUUGCAGCCUUCCCUACCUCCUUAAGUGACUGCCAAACGCCGACCGGCUGGAAUUGCUCCGGUUAUGAUGACAGAGAAAAUGAUCUCUUUCUCUGUGACACCAAUACUUGCAAAUUUGACGGGGAGUGCUUAAGGAUUGGUGAUACCGUGACUUGCGUCUGUCAGUUCAAGUGUAACAGCGACUAUGUGCCUGUGUGUGGUUCCAAUGGCGAUACCUAUCAGAAUGAAUGCUAUCUGAGACAAGCUGCCUGCAAGCAGCAAAGUGAAAUACUUGUGGCGUCAGAAGGAUCGUGUGCCACCGAUGCAGGCUCUGGAUCAGGUGAUGGAGGGAGUGAAGGUUCGGGAGAAACCAUUCAAAAGGAAACAUCCACCUGUGACAUUUGUCAGUUUGGGGCAGAGUGCGAUGAAGAUGCAGAGGAUGUUUGGUGUGUGUGCAACAUUGACUGUUCACAAACCAACUUCAACCCUCUCUGUGCUUCCGAUGGAAGAUCUUAUGAUAAUGCAUGUCAGAUCAAAGAGGCAUCAUGUCAGAAACAGGAGAAAAUUGAAGUCAUGUCUUUGGGCCGAUGUCAAGAUAACACAACUGCCACUACAAAAUCAGAAGAUGGACAUUACGCAAGAACAGAUUAUGCAGAAAAUGCAAACAAGCUGGAAGAAAGUGCCAGGGGAAUCUACAUUCCGUGUCCAGAACACUAUAACGGUUUCUGCGUGCAUGGAAAAUGUGAGCAUUCUGCUAAUAUGCUGGAGCCAUCUUGCAGAUGUGACGCAGGCUACACUGGACAACACUGUGAAAAGAAAGACUACAGCGUUUUGUAUGUGGUUCCAGGCCCAGUUCGAUUUCAGUAUGUCUUAAUAGCAGCAGUGAUUGGAACAAUCCAGAUUGCAAUCAUCUGUGUUGUCGUACUCUGCAUUACAAGGAAAUGUCCCAGGAGCAACAGAAUUCACAGGCAAAAGCAAAACACAGGGCACUACAGUUCAGACAACACAACAAGAGCAUCGACCAGGUUAAUUUAAAAAAGAGCGCAUGUUUCCACAAUGGCAAAAGUAAACUGCAGAGAGCUUGGACUUACAAAAUACAGUAUUAUAGACAAAAGUUCUACACAUGUUGCCUUGCAUUUGUGGUAAUCGACACCAAUGAAAACAGAACGAAACAUGUACUACAGCUAUAUUUGAUUAUGUAUGGAUAUAUUUGAAAUAGUAUACAUUGUCUUGAUGUUUUUUCUGUAAUGUAAAUAAACUAUUUAUAUCACACAAUAUAGUUUUUUCUUUUUCAUGUAUUUGUUAUAUAUAAUAAAUACUCAGUGAUGAGAACAAAAAAAC